GCAACCUCUUCCUCAACCGCAGACUCUUCUCAUCGAGAUGCGGAAGAUGGAGGAAGACCUGAGCAACCUGCUGGAGAAGGGCCGCACAAUGGAGCAGGAUUCAGAGAUGCUCAACAUGCUUGCCACUGUCUCGGGGCUCAAGACACGCUUGAAGACCCUGCGCUCUGAGGCCGAAGGAAAGAAGAAUGAUAUUGAAACGAAGCAGAGUGAAUCUGAACAGCAGAAGUUCCACCUCAUCGAGUACCAGCAACUUCUCCAAGACCUCGAAUGUUGGGUCACGGAAACCUACUCACAGAUCACAGCUGAUGUCUGCCUUGGAUCCGUGACUGCCAUCCGUGAGCAAAUAACUCUCAACCAGAAUCUUCAGCGAGACUUGGUUCGCCGUGAAAAUCAGCUCACUGAACUACGAAGCAAAUGUGAGCGUGUGCAAGGUGAUGCACACAUCCAGUCACUGGCUCAAGAGAUGACUGACCACCUUGCCUUCCUGAGUCAGACCAUCUGUGACACACGCCUUGUGCUUCAGAAUCGUCUGCACCAGCUGAAGGAGAUCCUGGAGAAUGAAAGGAAGCGGUUACCUUCUGAUAGCCAGGACUCAGAGAAAGAGAGUGAGAGUACAAUUGCUUUAAAACAAGAGGAUCAGCCCAUCAGUGUAGUAAAAGAACAAGUGCAGCAAGAAGCCGAUGUGACCACGGAACCUGAAACAACUGAAACAACUGUUUACAAAGUGAUGAGAAGGAGAAGCAUUAAGAACGUCGUCAUGAUCGGCGGUAUGCCGGUUGAGACUGAAGAAGUGGUUGAAGAGCCAACUGAUCAGGCUACUGAUGUGGAGCCCGAGGGAACAACCACUGUCGUCAGAACUGUUCGUAGAAGGAGCAUCAAGUCCAUUGUCAUGGUAGAUGGUAAACCAAUAGAGACUGAAGAGGUUGUGGAGGAUCCUAUCUCAGUGUCAGAGGAGUUAGUUGAAAAGGACAAUGUGCUCCUGGAAUCUGUUUAUGAGCCUGAUGUGACUGCUCCCACAAGAGAAUUUGUGCCAAAGAGAAUGCAGAUCCUGAAGGAUGAAGGAGAGUUCUUGGAUUCUGCUGAAGAAGUUCAGGAACCAUCAGUGGCACCUACCAUAACCACCCAUCAAGUCAUUAGGAGAAUUGUAAAGAAGAUUGUCAUGAUUGAUGGAAAACCAGUUGAGAUUGAGGAAUUAGAAGAUCCUCAAGACAUAUCAGAUGAACUGAUGCAGGGUAAUCUUCCAGUAGACUCAGUCAUCACUCGAACAACAAGUGAUCCUGACUUGACAACCACCACCGUCAGGACAGUUGUGCGUCGCAGAAUAAAGAAGAUUGUCAUGGUAGAUGGUCAGCCAGUUGAAACUGAGGAAUUCAUUGAAGAACCUGUAGACACCACACUUGAAAAUCUUGAGGAUUAUGCUAAACAGUCUGUAAUACCUGAAUCAUCUGCAGAAUCUGAGAUAUUUACAACAGUUAGGAAGAUAAUAAAGAAAAGAAUAAUCAAGAAAAUUGUCAUGGUAGAUGGUAAACCAGUAGAGACUGAGGAAGUUGUGGAGGAUCCUAUCUCAGUGUCAGAGGAGUUAGUUGAAAAGGACAAUGUGCUCCUGGAAUCUGUUUAUGAGCCUGAUGUGACUGCUCCCACAAGAGAAUUUGUGCCAAAGAGAAUGCAGAUCCUGAAGGAUGAAGGAGAGUUCUUGGAUUCUGCUGAAGAAGUUCAGGAACCAUCAGUGGCACCUACCAUAACCACCCAUCAAGUCAUUAGGAGAAUUGUAAAGAAGAUUGUCAUGAUUGAUGGAAAACCAGUUGAGAUUGAGGAAUUAGAAGAUCCUCAAGACAUAUCAGAUGAACUGAUGCAGGGUAAUCUUCCAGUAGACUCAGUCAUCACUCGAACAACAAGUGAUCCUGACUUGACAACCACCACCGUCAGGACAGUUGUGCGUCGCAGAAUAAAGAAGAUUGUCAUGAUUGAUGGAAAACCAGUUGAGAUUGAGGAAUUAGAAGAUCCUCAAGACAUAUCAGAUGAACUGAUGCAGGGUAAUCUUCCAGUAGACUCAGUCAUCACUCGAACAACAAGUGAUCCUGACUUGACAACCACCACCGUCAGGACAGUUGUGCGUCGCAGAAUAAAGAAGAUUGUCAUGAUUGAUGGAAAACCAGUUGAGAUUGAGGAAUUAGAAGAUCCUCAAGACAUAUCAGAUGAACUGAUGCAGGGUAAUCUUCCAGUAGACUCAGUCAUCACUCGAACAACAAGUGAUCCUGACUUGACAACCACCACCGUCAGGACAGUUGUGCGUCGCAGAAUAAAGAAGAUUGUCAUGAUUGAUGGAAAACCAGUUGAGAUUGAGGAAUUAGAAGAUCCUCAAGACAUAUCAGAUGAACUGAUGCAGGGUAAUCUUCCAGUAGACUCAGUCAUCACUCGAACAACAAGUGAUCCUGACUUGACAACCACCACCGUCAGGACAGUUGUGCGUCGCAGAAUAAAGAAGAUUGUCAUGAUUGAUGGAAAACCAGUUGAGAUUGAGGAAUUAGAAGAUCCUCAAGACAUAUCAGAUGAACUGAUGCAGGGUAAUCUUCCAGUAGACUCAGUCAUCACUCGAACAACAAGUGAUCCUGACUUGACAACCACCACCGUCAGGACAGUUGUGCGUCGCAGAAUAAAGAAGAUUGUCAUGAUUGAUGGAAAACCAGUUGAGAUUGAGGAAUUAGAAGAUCCUCAAGACAUAUCAGAUGAACUGAUGCAGGGUAAUCUUCCAGUAGACUCAGUCAUCACUCGAACAACAAGUGAUCCUGACUUGACAACCACCACCGUCAGGACAGUUGUGCGUCGCAGAAUAAAGAAGAUUGUCAUGAUUGAUGGAAAACCAGUUGAGAUUGAGGAAUUAGAAGAUCCUCAAGACAUAUCAGAUGAACUGAUGCAGGGUAAUCUUCCAGUAGACUCAGUCAUCACUCGAACAACAAGUGAUCCUGACUUGACAACCACCACCGUCAGGACAGUUGUGCGUCGCAGAAUAAAGAAGAUUGUCAUGGUAGAUGGUAAACCAGUAGAGACAGAGGAGAUUGUUGAGGAGCCUGAGGAAGUAACAGAUGAGAUUGGUGAGGGAGCACCAAGAGAAGGAAUUAGCACAGAGAUUAUCACUGAGCCUGAUGAAGUAACCACAACAACUGUGCGUAGAAUCAUCAGGAGGAGAGUCAUCAAAAAGAUUGUGAUGAUUGAUGGUAAACCUGUAGAAACUGAGGAAGUAGUGGAGGAACCAGAAGAGGUCAGUGAAGAGAUGCUGCAAACCUUACCAAAAGACUCUGUUACAAUGGAGGCCAUCACAGGACAUAAAAUCAUCAGGAGAAGAAUCAUUAAGAAGAUCAUUAUGGUCGAUGGUAAACCUGUUGAGACUGAAGAGGUUGUGGAAGAGCCUGAGGAAGUAACCGGGGAAAUGAUCGAGGCAAAACCAGGAGAAUCAGUUAUCACUGAGACCAUCACAGAACCUGAUGAAGUAACCACAACAACUGUGCAUAGAAUCAUCAGGAGGAGAAUCAUCAAAAAGAUUGUGAUGAUUGAUGGUAAACCUGUAGAAACUGAGGAAGUAGUGGAGGAACCAGAAGAGGUCAUCCAUCAUAGACUUUGUAUGUAUAAUGACCCUUGUAUACCCUACGCUAAUAGGCUAGAACUUUGGUGUAGGAUAUUCCUAGUUACCAUGUUUCCUGGGCUAAAUGCUUUGGAAAUUCGUACACUUUCUUUAAGGGACGCGUCAGGAAUUAGUGCUCCACUCCCAGCUGCUCCUAAGUGUUGCUUCUGGGAUGUUAAUAGCAUCAUUGUUCCACACGAUGAAGUUGAGAAUAAUUUGAGCAGUUUUGGCCUUCCCAUCUGGGUUUGA
Penaeus indicus is the source of this 3868-nucleotide messenger RNA. RefSeq names its product titin-like. The coding region runs from base 38 to 3868 and encodes 1276 amino acids. The record is from RefSeq and is a predicted model, not a curated record. NCBI's taxonomy places the organism in Eukaryota, Metazoa, Arthropoda, Malacostraca, Decapoda, Penaeidae. The transcript has 8 exons.